GGAGGGGAUCCAUCCUCAGAGUCCAACCCUUGUCCUCUUACCCCGGCCGUCGACUCCCAACCGCCCGCCGCCGCCGCCGCCGCCCCGCGACGGGUCAGAUGUCAGCCGGUCAGCCGAGGAAGCGGCCGCCGAACGCGCCCCCGCCCAACCACCACCAGCACCAGCAGCAGCACAGAUCGAGCAAGCGGGCGAGGCCCGAGCAGCCGCCCCGCUCCCCGUUGCUCACCCUCAGCUCCCACAUCCACCUCCGCUGGGAUGACCGCUCCAGGCGGGCCCUCCCCGCCGACGACCAGAUCGGCAUCCCCUGGCGCCAUCUCGCCCCCUUCAUCGACUCCCCGCCCCGCGCCCGCACCCUCGCCCUCGCCGACGUCGCGCCCGUCCCCAGGCGGAUUUUCUCCCUCGCCGACAUCCCUCUCCUCGGCGGGGUGCUCUCCUACCAGGUCUGGGACGCCUGCCUGACCGAGGCCGACAGGAGGUUUCUUGCUCGAUUUCUUCCGGCCGGCUCCGACGCAGAGGAAGCAGUGCAGGAUUUGCUCACAGGGGAAAAUCACCACUUUGGGAACCCACUUCUAACCUGGUCCUCUGCUCUUUGCUCUGGUGAUCUUCAUCCAGACGCUCUACUUAACAAGGAGCAGCAAAUCAGAGCUGAUAAAAAGGCAUAUCAUGCACAGUUGAAGAACUACCAUUCCGACAUGACUGAUACCGUCACGAGGUGGAGGGACAAAUGGUUAACUUGUGACAAUCCAAAAAGCUUGUUCAGGGAUAACCUUGCUAAACAGCGACGAGGGGACCGGCAGUCAUCCGGAGAAAAUGUCAUAUUUUCUAAUGCUCCUAAGAAUGCAAUACCCAUGAAGGUUGUACGAAACGGUGACGUCACAAAGUAUAUGUCAUAUAUUAAGGUCAGCAGGGCUCAACAUGAACUUGUUAAGGGAAUGAAACAAUCUGGUGAUGGCAUUCAGACAAGACAUCUUGUUGGUGUUAUUGGUGAUAUUGAUAACUUUCAUGUGAAACCAUAUGAGACACUGAUGGAGGAUGAGAAACAGAAACUGCACGAUCAUUGGGUCAUUCUGUCAUGUAAAGAACUCCCUGCUGCUUUCAAGGCCCGCCGGGAAGAGAAGUUGAUUGCUGAGAAAUUAAGGAGGUCGCUGUGCCUUGAAAUUGCAGAGAGGAAUAUAUCUGAGGUGGAAAAGGCAGAACAGUUAGGUGUCAGAACCGCAGAAGUUGGACAAGAUGGUGCUUAUCGAAAUGGUGGCACCUCAGAUAGACAGGAAGAACUGGUAGAGCACUCGCCUCAGGAUGUGCCGCAAUCCGGGAAUAAUAGCAGUGUAGGUCUUGAAGAUGAAGAAGAUGCCAAUGAUACAAGUGAUACUACUGAUACAUCCACAGACUCUCAUGACAGCCCAAACACGACAGAUCAAGAUGGCAAUGACACAAGUGAUACAGGUACAUCCACUGACUCUCAUGACGGCCCAAACGUGACAGAUCAAGAUGUUAUGGACAUGAAUAACACGAAUAUGCCUACCCAGAGUCAGGGUACCUCAGACGAGCAAGAUGAAGAAGUUGAAAAGAUCAGCAGCACAAGUGCUAAAAGUGGCGACAGCUCAGACGCACAAGAUGAAGCCCCUGUGGAUAUAAGCUGUAGGAACGGAAUCUCUCAGAGCAAUCCAGGCAUGGAAGAUGAUGAUAUGGAAGAUACCAGCUGCAAAGAUGCAACUCUUCAAGACCAUCACAUUCCAGAUAUGCAAUCUCAGGAGCCCAAGGCCAUUAGCGGCACGAUCUCACCUAUUCAAGGCCUCAACAGCCCGAAUAUGCUAGUUCAAGAUUGCAAGAAGACUGGCUAUAUAGGUUUUCCUAUUCAUGUUCAUGGCGGUUUCAAUGAGCGAACUGACGACUUGAAGGACAUGUGCUACCCGAGUGCCUCAACUGGACAUGACAAUGAAAACGAGAUGAAUGGCAUGAUUCUUGAUCAAAGAGAGACUGAUAAUAUCACAAUGAUACCCUCUGAUAGUACUUUGAGCAGACAAAGCAAUGUGAAAGGUCCUGAACUAAAAGGGCCUGCAGAAUGCCAGAAAGAAUUAUGGCAGCCAGCAAGCCCUGUGGAUUCCUUGUACCACCCUCCGGGGAAUGGUCUGUACGCACAAUCAGGUGCCCUGCAGCUUAAACAUCAUCCCUCUGGAGGGCCAGCAACUUGUAUGGUUGACUUAAUCAGUGUUCCUGCUGCACAAGCGACGAGCAAUUCAGCAUCUCUGUUGCAACCAUGCACCAACCAGCUAAGCAGUGAGCAGCUCCUAAAUGGCGCAAAGGGUGUCGGAAUGGUCCCCUCAUAUUCCCUGGGACACGUGAAUGGCAUAAAACAGUCUAUGGGCUUGCAUUCCAUGACAAACGGACACCUAGCUCAAUCUGGUCUGGCCCAGGAGCAGAUGCAGUUGCUUGGUGAGAGGCACAGCGGACUUUACUCGCAGCAAGUUGAGAACAACAUCAACAUGUAUUCCAGUGCAACGCUCUGUACUCAGAACAGCUUCCCUAUGGUUGAGCCGCAAAGUUUUGCUGGUCACGUGCCUGCGGAUCAAGGUCGUAGCUGGUUCCCUGAUGAGGACCAACCAUCACAUAAUAAUUGGUCUGGAAUGGGGGGAUCAAACGGCGUCGUUUUAGGCCAGGAUCUGCCUGGCGGGGACGGGAGCCUUCUGAGUGUCCUGUCCCAGUACAAGCAGCAGGUGUCUUCACGCCCGUUGGGCUCGGACCAGCAGCUCGUUGGAGGAAGGAGGAAUCUAGUUCCUCCUCAUGGUGCUGAGGGUAUGGCUGGAAAUAUACUUGCCCCAGCCCCAGAUAUGUAUGGUUACACCCACCAGAAUAAUGUGGCAAGCAGCCAGGUAGAUGGCAACCUGCAAUGGGCACAUCCACAUCCUUCUUCCUCCUCUGCUUGCUUCAGGCAGUUUGGUGGAGCAGGCCCCUGGUCAAGAUAGCUACCUACUCUACCUUUUUAUAGAAGAAGGCAUUUGUAUAGGCUGUCCAAUUUAUUGAUUCCGAGAUUGCGGGAGGGGCGGUUUUGUUAGAUUUGAGGCAUGAUUUGUUUGUGUACAUAGUGAUGGGAUGUGGCGAGGUGUAGAUAUGCAGAGUUGCGGCGCAGAGAAGAAAGAGAAUGAAUGAAUGAAUAAGGGCUUCUUCCCUUGAGUGCAACUCCAUUUGAGGUUUAGAUUAGAAGAAUGUUUCUUCUCUCUUGUUGGAAUUUACAGAAUAAGGAGUAGCUUGUUUUGUAGUGUCAAUGUGACAUGGUGAAUUCAAGAAUUUGACUUCAUUUAGUCGUACAAUUUUGUCGCUGUACUUCAUUUAGCUACAAUUUUCUAGUGUCAAUGUGACAUGGUGAAUAUCAGAUCUGUUGCAAUGCC
Messenger RNA from Triticum dicoccoides, 3386 nucleotides. RefSeq lists its product as uncharacterized. Gene Ontology annotation, cellular component: Ino80 complex. The record is from RefSeq and is a predicted model, not a curated record. The transcript is spliced from 8 exons. Bases 99 to 2963 code for a protein of 954 amino acids. Lineage: Eukaryota; Viridiplantae; Streptophyta; Magnoliopsida; Poales; Poaceae.